Ruditapes philippinarum (Manila clam) is the source of this 3092-nucleotide messenger RNA. RefSeq names its product von Willebrand factor D and EGF domain-containing protein-like. The transcript has 9 exons. NCBI's taxonomy places the organism in Eukaryota, Metazoa, Mollusca, Bivalvia, Venerida, Veneridae. Bases 1 to 1623 code for a protein of 540 amino acids. The record is from RefSeq and is a predicted model, not a curated record.
AUGCCGGUGAAGUCCACAACUUUGGAUGGACAGUUUGAAGUCUUAAGAGUGCAUCAAAUAUUUUAUUUGUCAUUCAAUGCGUGUUUAAGGUUAAAGGACGGCGAAAAUCUCUUCAAAAACCAUAUAAAAAAUCUAACUCAAUGGCAUGGUGGUCUACCUCCGAUAUGUCGUCACAGUGGUUCCAUUACUGAGGAUAUAUGUGUCAACAAGACGAAUGAACAUGGAAGGAGGAAAAGACGUGCAAUAGAUGGAAAAACUUUAAAAGUAAAGAGAAACCAAUUGGAUAUAACAAGAGAUUUAGAUAACCGUAAAAAGAGAGAAACAUUUAUCAAUAUCACUGAAGACGAUGCUACUGAAAUCUGCAAAACUGCUAUCUACAGUUCACCUGCUGUUGUGGAAUUCCCAGAUAAAUUAGCCAAUGAAAAUCUUACAGUUGUCAUUGGUCAGUGCGUGUAUGAUGUUGUACAAGAAAAUGAUGCGUCAUGGGCUGGCGCACAUGUUGCAGCGUUAAAUAAUAUUGCUAGAAAUAUACUCGCAUUUAAUCCAGUGUUUACGACAAACCAUUCAGAUGCUGUUGAAACGUUCUUGUCCCAUACAUGUGUAAAUAAUUGCAGUGGACAUGGAGUGUGUUUAAAAGAUGGAUUGUGUAGCUGCACUGGGAUGUACAAAGGCCAUGAUUGCGGUGUUGAUAUUAGAAUUCCGCCUCUAAUAUUUGAUGUUCAAGACGGGGGAUAUUGUGAUGAUACAAACUUGUGUACAUGCCUGGUAUUGAAAUCAGACAACCUUUUUGACGGGUUUAAGUGUCACAUGAAAACAAUUAAGGUGAAUUUCAACGGUUCUUAUGACGUCAUUGGUAACUCUACAGAAGGUGGGCGUUAUGAAGACUUGUACACUGGUCAUUGUUGCACAAUGUCAGCACGACAAAAGCGUUCAGAUACCACUGUCAAUGACAUACAACCGUUCAUAUACGGAUAUGACCUCUCUAUUAGCAAUGACGGAAUACAUUUUGGAAAAGUUAGUUCUGUAUACUUCUAUGACGAUACCUGUGUUUAUACAGAGGAUACAUCUGAAUCGGUACUCAUGAGAAUUAAGGAAGGAUUCUGUUUUGUUAAUGACACGUGCAUUAAACAAGGGUUUAAACAGACAAGUGUCGAUGAUGAAUCGUACUGUGCUGUAUGUAAACCAGAACAAAAUAAAUUUUCCUUAACUUUUGGUAAAUGUAACCAAGAAGAAGAUGGGCAAAUUCCAGUAGCUGCAGUAAUCGGUAUUGUCAUUGGAUCAUUGAUAGUUCUUGUCGUGAUCCUAUUGGUCGUUCGCUACAUUUACUUAAAGUCGUCAAAAAGAAUAAGAAUUAAUACAGAAAUAAAUAACAGGAACAGAACAGAAGAUAUUUCGGGACCCGGUCUUCCAGACAUUACCAUGUUUGAUGCUGCAAAACCACGUUUGAAAACCACUGGAAUUCUUAAACCAAUGGAAGACGCAUUCACAAAAGAUGAGAUGAAAGCUCGACUUUACUUAAAUGAACUGGUGUCUCCAAAUGAAGAUGAUGAAAUUCAACCGCCGCGAUGCGAUGAUAUUAAAUAUGAGCGUGGACUAUCUGCAGUUUCUCUCAAAAUAGUAUAGGCUACUCAAGAACAAGAAAAAAUGUAUAUGCCAUCACUUUUUAUGCAUUUUUGAUAACUAGAGCUACACAAAUUUGGUGCAACAAAGCUAAUAAUUGAUUCACAGACGGACAAGCAAUGAUUCGAAGAUAAAUUUGUCUUUGUUUUCUAUUUCAAUGUUCUAUUACACAAAUAUUAUGUUCUAUUCAUCACAUAUGCAAUAAAAAGAACGGUUUAGUCAAAUUUUCAUUGAUGCGCUUUUUUAGUGUAAUGCUAUUAUUAUGUUUGUAUAUUUAGCUUUAUGUUUGUAAAACGCAAAUGACUUCAUGAUAUUAGUGUAAUAUCGUGUUUAUUAAAUAGCUUUAUCACAUAAUCUGCGGCGCAGAAGUGUAAUGAAUAGAGGAUAAUGAAUGAGUGUAAGUUCAAUGCUGAAUUUAUUGCACGAGUUGAAUAAAAUCAUAUUAUGCGCGCUUGAAACGCUUAUGAUGUCACGUCAAAAUAUAUGCACGGCCGUGCAAUACCAUUUUUACUGAGUCGCAAAAUCGGCACGAGUGUGUGAUAAAACCAUUUAAUGAAAAAGAUAUUAUUAUUGUUUUAAAUUAGUUUAAUUUCUGAAUACUCAUUACACUUUUAUUGAUCAUAUAUCUGUUUUACAUUCAUUUAAUUUCUUUUACUUUUUAGGGUAUAAGAGGGUUCAAUUUUACUAUCAUCAUUAUUAUCAAGCUUGAUUUUAUGCUUCAUGUUGCUGAGUCGUGUUGUGGUUGCGGCUAUUGAACGCCGUCUUUCCUUGUUGAUCUUGUUUAUCAUAUUUUAUGUUUCACUAUUUGCAUCAACUGCACGUUCUUUUAACCUUUAACAAAAAGUGUUUCUACCAUAAAAAUAUUUUUUAUCUGCAAUGAUUAAUUUUACUGAAUUCAUAGUUAACAUGUGUUACAACUGUUAUAUAUUAGCAAUAUAACAAGAGUGAAUGGUAUAAUCUUGUAUAUAAUCAUUCUUUUUGGAACUACGAUUGUAACUAUAUACGUUACAGAAAUAGCCAUACCUGUAGAAAAGUACUCCUGAAUAUAUAAGCAGUCAUAGAAAAUGUCAACUCUUGUAUUUCUAUUAAACGGACAAUUGAACUGUUGCAGAAUAUUAAUUAUAUAUACCCUUAAUGCAUUUAGAUAUAAGAUCAGAUACAUAUUUUGCUGCCCAAGUGAUUUCAUCUUCAAUAAAUAUUAAUGAAACAACGAUAGCAUAAAAGGCCAACAACUGUACAUCAAUAGUUGUAUUCUGUCAAUGUUUAAUUUUCAACGUUUUGCAAAUCUAGGGCAUCUAACUGCUGAAUUUUAAUUUUUACAUUUUUUUUUUGUAUUCUCAAUUUUCUUACACAAAUAUUUUCUUAUAAUAUUACUGAUAUCUUGUUAGAAUUAUCACGUGUUUGAAAAACAUAUUUGUUUACUAGAAUGUGGUUUGUAGUGAAUUCCGCAAUAAAAUAUGUUCUUUUUGGCA